AUGUGCUCACAACAACAACAACAACAACAACAACAACAACAACAACAACAACAACAACAACAACAACAACAACAACAACAACAACAACAGCAAUCUCUUAUUCGCGACGGUACCAUUUGGUCGCCGCAGGACCAGGCACAGUACAUCCCGUUGUACUUGAUAGAUAAUGCGCAGUGCUACUACCAGUCGCUUCCUGUCGCGACACGCCAGGAUGUUCAGCAAUUACUGGUAGCUCUGGAGGGUCGGUUUGCUCCACCCGUCAGGACCGACCUCCACAGAGCGGAAUUGAAGGCCAGACGACAGCGAGGUGAGGAGGCGUUGUCUGAUUACUGCGAGGUGAUUCGCCGAUUGUCUCGCAGAGCGUACCCUACCUUGCCAAACCUCGUGCAGGACCAGCUGGCAUGUGACCAAUUCAUUGAAGGUCUGGACAGCAGAGAGUUGCGCAUGGAGGUACGUCGCCAAGACCCACGAACUCUUGACCAGGCACUGCAGCAAGGACUUCGAGCACUUGCCAUACUCCAAGCGGACGCUACUACUAGUGCCUCUCAGCCAGUGGCCGCGGCUGUCUGUGCUGCCAGGGAAGAUCGUUUGGAUGCCUUAUUAGUAAGGAUGGAACGAUUGGAAACCGCUCUGUCAUCUUUGCAGCGACCGCAGCAGCAACCCCAGCAGCAACCCCAGCAGCAACCCCAACAACAGCGCCGCUGUUACCAUUGUGGGAGUGCCGAACAUCUGAUUGCGUACUGCCCGACUGCACCUCCACCCCGGGGACAACGUCGGCGCCCUUCGGGAAACGGCCGGGAGUUGGCAUAG
Molecule: messenger RNA, 810 nt
Organism: Sycon ciliatum
Lineage: Eukaryota; Metazoa; Porifera; Calcarea; Leucosolenida; Sycettidae
Product: mediator of RNA polymerase II transcription subunit 15-like
Exons: 2
Coding region: 1-810 (269 amino acids)
Source: RefSeq, a predicted model, not a curated record